AUGUACGGCCCUCGAAGCAACAGAGUGCACUUUGAGUCAACGACACCAGGCGUCCCCGAGGUCCAUAUUCGUCGCACCCGGAGCGUAAACCGAGGACCUCGCCAGCCUCGCAGUCGUACUCGGAGUGCCGAACGAGUCCACACCCUUUGGGACGAAACACCAGUCGCCGACAUGCAGGGCCGUGAACGCGGCGGCGGCGUAAGCCGCGAGACCUACGACCAGCUCUUCCGUGAGAACCACAUCCUCCGGGUCCAGGUCCAGGAGCUAGAGGAGGACGUCCGCAAGGAGAAGGCCUUCAACUCGGAGCUUCGCCGCUCAGUCGAAAGCAACUCUGACAGCGAAGCCCGCAAAUCGACAAAGCUACGCGAGGCCCGCAAGAAGAAUGCCCUUCUCGAGCUCGAGAACAGCAACCUCACGACCAAGAUCCGGGACCUCAGCCGUCAGCUCAAGGACGCUCUUGAGGCCAAAGCGAGAUAUGUCGGCACUGAGUACGAGACCAUGAAGCAGCAGGUUGCUGAGUGGCGCCGACGAUACGAUGACGCCAACCGCCGCAUUGACCGGAUGCGUGACAAUCUCGAUGAGCACAUUGCUACCAACCGGGUGCUUCAGGCCGAGGUCGAGACGCUUCGGAGGGAGAAUGAGCGGCUACGGCGACGUCACCCUUGA
Molecule: messenger RNA, 666 nt
Organism: Podospora anserina S mat+
Lineage: Eukaryota; Fungi; Ascomycota; Sordariomycetes; Sordariales; Podosporaceae
Exons: 1
Coding region: 1-666 (221 amino acids)
Source: RefSeq, a predicted model, not a curated record